Molecule: messenger RNA, 6012 nt
Organism: Anopheles darlingi
Lineage: Eukaryota; Metazoa; Arthropoda; Insecta; Diptera; Culicidae
Exons: 6
Coding region: 202-4335 (1377 amino acids)
Source: RefSeq, a predicted model, not a curated record
AGUUUUCUUUGGGAGGUGCUAACUCGUGUGCUAGUGAUUUUACAUUAGUGAUGCCGAUUGGCGCGAUCUAGUUCCCACGCAAUCCGCGCCAAGAAUGGCCGUGAAGCCGUGAAGCGGCCGUACGUCUCCAUGCGCUCUCCGGACAUUGAGUAGAUUGACGCUAGAGGAGCCGCCGUUGGAGACAGUAAAAACGGUGGCACGAUGACAGUUCAACAGCAGCUAAACGACCUACCGCAGUCACCCACGGAUUCAUCCGGUUCGGGGCAACAGAUACAGCAGCACCACAACGCUCAGCGCUAUCAGCAUCACAAUCAUCAUCACCAUCAUCAUCACCACAAUGGUCCCGAUGCAGCAUACAACAUCACGACGGCCGAGGCAGACCUCGAUUACAACGACAGCGACAACAGCCUGGCGGCGGUGCUGCAACAUCACCAUCAUCCAGCGGUAGGGGCGCAUCAUGCUGCGCACCAUCACCAUCGCUACAUGGCAUCGAGCGCAAGUUCCUGUGAUAACACUAAGCAGCUGCCACCGGCUGGCAGCAGGGUCCUCGGUUGUAGUACCUCCAGUGCCGGCGGAUCCUGCGACGAGAACACCACACCGAGUGUGCUGGACGUGAACCUAGACUCCAAGAAGGUGCCACUCUUUCUUCAUUCCUCCUCUAGCGUAAGUGCCCACUGUAACGCUGGAUCGCGGUUGAGCACACCGGUUCGGUUCGGUUCGGCUGACGAGCGGAAGUACACCAACAACCAUCAUCAUCAUCACCACCAUCACCAGCAUCAGCAGCAGCAACAGCAGCAGAAUCAGCAACAGCCUCCGCAUCAUCAUCAUCACCAUCAUCACAUUGAGGUGUACAGUGAUGGGGGGAACGGGCUAGACAGCAGCAACAAGCUCGAGGAAGAGAACAAUCAUGAGAUCUCGGAAGAUGAUCGUGGGCCACCACUUCCGCCACGGCCAGCACCGCGCACCCGCACACUGCAGCGCAUGGACCAGGCUCCCAUACCGUCCGGUGUCCGGAAGUACGUCAUCUGGUGUCUGAUAUGUGGUGGCAUCUCCAGCCUGCUCGGCGUGCUAUUUUUGGGCAUUUACUUCCUGCUUCGCUCGUACACCAGCACCGUUGGAUACUUCGAGACCGUGCCAACGUUUGUACCGGCGACAUUGCUCAUGCUGACUGGCAUCUGUAUAAUGAGCCUUGCGAGGCGAAGAAAUCGUUAUAGUUACUUGAUCAAGUUAUCCGGAGCGUGUGGGCUGGCAUCGGCCCUUACUUGUGCCCUGGUGACGGUUACGACGACCGUUUUGCACAUGAGCCGACUUCAGGUGCUCCGGGAGUGCGAGUACACGCAGAAGACACGCACCUGCACGUGCUACUCGGUGACGGCAGAUAAGCAGCCGGACGGUGUGGACGAUAGCGUUCGGUUCGUAUUCGAUUCCACGUCCGACUGUGGGGUCGUGCACGGUGCCCUUUACUCGUGCCUAAGGGCCGUUUUCGGUUUGUCGGUGGCCGGCGUCCUGGUGGCCGUGUUCAGCUGUAUGCUCGUGUACCAGCUGUUAAGCCACGAGCGGAAAAAGAUGUACUGGGAGCAGCUGGAGCUCCGCUGCCGCUCGCUCUACUCGGGCCAAGGUCCGCCGGGUGGUCCAACGGCUGUGCUGCCUCCCGGUGCCGGUCCUGGAGGGUUGCUUGGUCCGAGCGGUGGAUUAGCUGCCGGUCCCGGUGGCAUGCCAGGCGCUCCAGGGAUGCGUGCCGGUAACUGUCGCUGCUGCGAGCAGUGUCACGCGCAUCGCAAUGUAUUACCAGCGGCCUAUCCGUGGGAGGGCGACGGUCGCUUCUGGACCCCCGGUCAGGCCGGAAACUUCUACUCGCCUAACCCCGGUGGUGACGAGACACUCGGUGGGGCCGGUGGAGGAGGCGUGGGUGCUGGAUCAGGAGGACGGUUAAAUGCUAGUGGACGGCGUAUGCACGGUUGGAGCUGGCCACGAAUGCCGUGGCAACGCAAUGAAGCCGCACCGCAGCGUAUGUCCCCUCACAGUCCGGACUCGCAGUACGGCUUUGCGUCGGGUAACCGAACAUCCGGUGGUCCCCCUCCAGGAGGACCGGCUGUCGGUGUGGUAGGUGCAAUGCUCGGUGAUCCUGCGCAGCCCCGGUACAACGUGAUCGAACAGCAGUACGGUAUCUGGGGACCGCCGCCACCAUACAGUGAUCCCAACAGUCCGGCGCGCCGUGGUCGCUAUCAGUACAUCCACCCGGCACAGUGUGUACCACCGACGAUGAUGGAGCCGGGUUUGGGUAUGGUCGGAGCACCCGGUGCACACAUAGUGGGUCCCGGUAGUGUCGGUAUGGCACCUCCAUCGAAUGCGGGAUCCAGCAUUGCCAUCCUCGAGUGUCAUCAGCACGCGGUGAUGGGUGUCGAUGUGCACGGUAUACCACAGCAGUACGUGACGGGACAACAGGCUGGUAGUGGUGGUCUUGCAAGUGGACCAGGACAUCCUGGAGGCAACGGCUCCACCAACCAUCACUACUCACGCGGAACGAUGGAUGUGACGCCGGCCACCGGUGGAGCCAGUAAGCGUCAGCAUCAACCAUCGGGCGCUGGCAGUGGUGGUGGCUAUAGUAAAGGACAAUCGAAGGAGAGCUACGAAAACACUCCGUCCGACAGUGAUGGUCCGGGGCGGGAUCGGUUCUCCGCUACGUUGCCCCUUCGCAAAGCCAAAAAGCGAGUGGAAGCCGGUGCCAAAAGUAUCGGACCGAAUCAACAGGCCAGUCGCGUCAAUGUGCAGAACGUGUUCCAACAGCAGCAGCACCAGCAACCACCAGCAUCGGUGGAAACGUCAGAAAAUGAGUACAACGAACCCAACACGCUUCCUUCAUCGCAAGGUGGUGGCUCUAGUAGUACUAGUGGUGGACUGACGAAUGAUUGCCGGAGUGGCCCGGGAUCUCCUUCGAUGGUUUCCCAUCGAUUGCUGCCAGCAGGAAGUGGAGGACAAGUACAACCACCGAAGACUCGUCGUCUGAAGCCUGCGUCCUCAUCGAGUGGUGGCGUGGAAAACAGUGGCUUCCAAACGGUGGAAGCACUGGAAGCUGAAGCUGCCGUUGCCGCAGCCGGAGCCGGUGGCAAACUGCUUGAGCCAACUGAGUCGGAAGUGUACUUUGCGGACGUUAGCAGCUGCUGCAACAUGUCGGUCAAGAACGACAACUAUUACGAGGACGCCGGUCAACGGCGCAAAAAGGAUAAACAGCAGCAUCCGCAGCCGGAUCAAGCGGACGAGUACAUUGCGCAGCGGUUCGGAAAGCGGGAACCAUCGGUGCGAAGCCGGUUACCCUUCCCGCAAACCGUACUAGCCUCAGGCGAGAAGCCUCCGGUGAUGCCACGGUCUACGCUACUCCUGCCGAAGGACCACUCCCGCCAAAGCAUGUGUUCAGUGGAUUCGGGCGAGCGGACGGAUUACACCGACCUGUCGCCGGGCACCCCCAGUACAAACUUUCCCUCGAUUGCGUCCAGCCAACAGCAGCAACAGCAGCAGCACCAUCAUCAGCAUUAUCAUCACCUCCGGGAACACCCUCAGCAUGUCGGCCAUCACGUGGCAUGUGAAGAACCGCCUAAGGAGACGGUGUCGGCGACGACAGCAAGUUCAGGCUGCAGCUUCAUCGCCUCGUAUCCGUACUCUUCGAACGAGCAGAGCCAGGAGGCACACCGGCGCUCGACCAAGAACCUGCACGAUCUCUUUCUAGCACCCGACUCGCAGUAUGAGGUAAUGAAGGAAUUGCCUAGAUUUAAGACGACACCGCUCACGCUAACACCCUUCACUCCCAUCUCGCCCACAUCUGGAUCACCUACCUUCGCUUCCGCCUUCCAGGACAUGCCGGUUCAGUUCCCACCCGCGGCACAGCCGAGUGGAGCAGCAACGGCAAGUGGCGCUGCCAACUCAACCUCUUCCACUACGUCACCAUCAGCAGCCAGUCACCACCAGUCGGUGAAACCAAAAUCACCAAAAAACCUCAACAUCACGCCGAUCAAGCGCCAAAGUCUUGGCACCAACAUUAGCUCGAUUAUACAGAACCUGAGCGGGCACGAUGUCGGCCUGCUAUAUCCAGAACCCGGUCCGAUGGGGCGGGCCUCUUCGCGCAGCAAUAGCAGCAGCUACAACCAAAGCAGCGACCGAGAGUCCAUCACUGGCUCAUCGUCGGCGCUAGGUGGGACGGGUCGUGGCCGCGCUGGUGACAUCAAGGACAUCAGUGUGAGCAGCAAUGAAGACAACGAGGAUACCUCCAACGAUGAGCGAUGCGGGGCCGCUACUACCGGUGGUGGUGGUUGUGGUGGUGUUAGCGAUCGUCGAUUGUGAGACGAAGUGUAUGUGUGAGCGACGUCCGGUGGCUAAUAUUGUCCCAAGUUGGUUGGCGGAAACAGCGCUUCACACAGCACCUCAAACCCCAAAAGCCAUGCCCGAUCGUCGUAGUGGUGGUGGUCGUUGCUGUACAUAUUCCAUCCAAAGCGUGAAGAACGGGAAAGAGGAAGAAGGAAAAGGACCUGACAAACCUAUAUCUACCUGUCACAUGUGCGUUGUCCAUCUGGCCACUCAUCUAUGUCCAUCCAUCUAUGAAUCUAUGGCAAGUUGAGACCGUGUCCAAUCCACGCGAUCAUGCUACAUCGUGUGUGUGUGUGUGUUGAACGUUUACUGUCUAGCACAAGAUUAAGUCCCAGAUCCGAGGAACCUUAUCACCUUAUCCGUUCAGCAUUCAUGUCCUAUCGUAGCAGAGUUAGUAACAGCGUUUGUGGUAUGGCGUCAUGUCAUGUAUUCAACUACAAAUUUGUUCCAUUCGUUCCGGUCUCAGUCCAGCGGGAUGCUAUUUUCAUGAUUAAAAACAAAACUCUAAAGAUCCUUUAUUCCUAUGCCUGACCCAUUUUGUUAUCAAUUAAAUUAUGGGCCGAGCAGUUGCUUUGCAACAUUGCAGGUACCUUGCGGAUAGAAGUUGGCGAGAAAUGUUUCGAGGAACGUAACUGUUCCUAACAGAACUGAACUGCGCGGGUUUUCCAGGUAUUAGAAUCCUUUCCGUAUUCGUGUUAACGUAAAACGAAAUGUUGCUGGAUUUCAUGUGCUCGGCAGGGCGCCGAUUGUUUGUAAACAGGUUCCUUCGUGCGUACUGGAACAAACUAUCGUCCACAAUGCUUUAAGAUUGUUUCACUAAAAUUUAGACUAUUCGCGAGAGAUAGGAUUGUUAUUUUGUGACAUCGUUGGCCAUGCCAUGCCAUGAUCCCUUGUAUAAUCGUUGUAUAGAUUUCCAUUUAGAGCAGCACGGGCUGACGUUAGUAGUGCUUUCGCGCGAUUUCAGAAGCCGGUCAGGUGAAUCAUUCUUCGCCGAUCACAGCCUCAUUACACCUUCCUCCCUCCAAUAUAUUCUAUACAUACAGAGCGAUAGUUUAGGCGUAUAGUAUCUAGUGCCGUUGAGAAUGUUGUCCCUAGUAAAAGUGCACGUUAGAUUAGUAGCGAAAAGGUAGCCAAUCUGUUAGAAUUAAGUUCCGCGAGAAGGUGAAAGACUGCAAAUUGCCGGUGCCGAUUCAAUACGUUCCGUUCAGACAACUGUGUGCCAGGGAAAGUUCGUCGGGUAGCUAUCGAUGAUACUAUAUAGUGACGAUGAUACUAUAUAGUGACGUGUAGCCGUUUAGGCAUUGGAUGCGUUUGCCUCUUCUCACGCAGUCUUCAACCCAUUUCAGCUAAAAUGCUUCCAAAUUUUCGAAAAUACAUAUAAGGCCGCGCGGACGUGGUGUAUGCAUGGGCGUUCGACGAGUUCGUAAUGAUAAGUCAGUUAGCGCCCUGAACAGUUGAGAUGUGGUGAAUUCAGCGUACAGAAAACAGGCUUACUGCGCUUACUGCUGUCGUUAACGUCGUUAACGUAACAAGCGGAUCGAAGCAAACACAAUCGGAUCAUAUUAAUCGUAUUAUCGCGUAAGGAAGCAUUCUAAUCGAGGCAUAGCUGCUACAAAUAAUCGAACCGUGUGGAAGGAUGAACUAUUGGAUUGU